GGGAUUUGGUGUCGUUCGCUAUGGCAACUUACAUUGCAUUAUGCCCCGUGCCAAUGGCAAUUUUCACUUUCACGAUGCUAUACCCCUGCAUGCCGCCACUGAUUACGGGACUGAUAUACUGGACAAAGGACGCGACCUGCAGUUUAAAUCUGGUGUCAAAAAUUGUGAUCGGCUUAUUGGAAAGUUACACGUGGUGCAUGAAGAUGGUGAUGGGAUUUCCUGCCAUUUACUUCUUUUUGAUCCAUCCUGGGUGCGUGCAAAUCUUUCUUUUGGAAGAAAUUCACAGAAAACUUACUUCCGGACUUUACACAGAGAUCAGGAAGUAUCGAUACAUCCAAACCCUCUCACUUUUGCAGAACGAGCUCCUAAAGCAGCCCGGAAUUCAAGUACUUGUCGGUGGCAUCAUCAUAACUGAGACGGUCUCAAUUUACAUGGUUUUCCGAUCGUGGCAAAUCCUUCCCCUUCCGGCCCUCGGUUUCUUUGGUAUUAUAGCGACAUCGUUUUUCUUCACAAUUCAUGUCUAUUUCAAGGCAAUAUCGAAUCCGUUUGUAAAGUCGGUGGAAUUGGUGCGGUUUGGAGGGCAGAUGAGAAACAAGUGGGUUCAAGCGUAUUUACGGAGUUGUUCACCGAUUAGAGUGUCGCUAGGAGAUGGAAGCUAUUUCGGUAAGAUCACAUCCCUCAAAAUUUGGCAGUAUUGCAUGGAUAGGCUAGAAAUGAUACUGCUUCUCUGAAAUUGUUUCAACACACAGAUACAUAAUUCCUGAUUGUCCGAGCUGUGUUGCAUAUAGUAUAAUUUCUUUAAUA
Folsomia candida is the source of this 804-nucleotide messenger RNA. RefSeq lists its product as uncharacterized. Lineage: Eukaryota; Metazoa; Arthropoda; Collembola; Entomobryomorpha; Isotomidae. The transcript has 2 exons. The record is from RefSeq and is a predicted model, not a curated record. Bases 21 to 731 code for a protein of 236 amino acids.